Molecule: messenger RNA, 1286 nt
Organism: Oryzias latipes (Japanese medaka)
Lineage: Eukaryota; Metazoa; Chordata; Actinopteri; Beloniformes; Adrianichthyidae
Source: RefSeq, a predicted model, not a curated record
AUGAAUGUAGUGGAGUACUGGUUCUUUGACACAGAUUUGCUUUACUAAAAAGUCAUGAGAGUAAGAACAGGAAACCUAUAGCUUCCUGUCAGCGGCUCCUUCUAUAGCAAAUGCCAGUGAGAAGCCCCUCCCUGGUUCACCUGAACGCCGAGCAGCAUAUAAAGCAACAGCAGCCGAAUGACUGACACCAGCUGGAGUUCCAUUGUCGCAGGAUUAAAGCUCGUUCUGUAGGAAAAGGACGAUGGCUCCAAUUGGGAUGGUCAGCACUCUGAGCUGGUUUGGACCUCUAAUGUUCAUUCUCUCUGCAGUCGCCUUCAUGCUCCUCAGCAUCCUUCUUAUUACCUUGUGCACCAAUUGUCAAAAAAAAUCUAGCAGCAGCUAUGGCAUGAAUCAAACAAAGAACUCCAACGGGAACACUGAAAUAAGCAGAGGAGGAUCCAAUGAACCAGACGGUGUUGUGAACACCAACUGGCGAAACCACAGCACCAUGCCUCCCCUCACACUGGAAAGAACUAAAACCCGCAGCACCCAGAGUCAGCCAGUUAACUCAGGACACUAACCUUUCAAGAAGAGAACUUGACCAACAGAAACAACCUCAUUCCUACAGCUAAGAAGCAACAUACCAAUGCACGGAAAAACCCUUUUCCUAAACUUGACAGUAUCCCAAAAGGAGUGGAUGCCAUCCACUCAUUCUACUUCAUCUGCACACGGAUCUCUUUGGCCUGGAAUUUAAAUUCUGAACUUUUCAUCAUUAUUCAUCAGCUUUUUGCUUGCAUUUCACUUGAACUCUGACUCCCAACAGAAAGAUGUCUUUAUAGGUUUCACACUCACAACAAAAAUAUGUAAGCUGGAACAAUAAAAACACAAUCCAGACAGGCUGCAAAUGUGUUUUACUUUUGUAAGUUAUCUGGUUACAAAGACAUCCUAGAAACCAAGUCUUCCUAACUCAAGAGUUCAGUGGUGGUUAAAAGUCCUGAGGCGAUUGGCUCACUGUGUCAAUCGACCUGUCCCUAUGUUUGAAGGAGUACAAGACACCCUGCUGUCGUCACGGUGAAUAUUCCAAUCCAGCCACUCAGCAAAUAAUACUCUGAAGACAGAAGCAGAAUGAGAAGGUUGUUAUGAAACUUACUUUAACUCAAAUGAUGCUCAUAUUUUGUUUCUUUUACUAUUCUAUUGAAGACUUUUUCUUUUAGAUUUGCAUUUGCCUGUUUAGUGUGACAUUCAUGUAAAUUCCUGACAAACGAUGAAAAAGAUGUCAAUAAAAAAAGUGCAAUAGUUCAAAGCCA